Messenger RNA from Lethenteron reissneri (Far Eastern brook lamprey), 8871 nucleotides. RefSeq names its product mucin-2-like. The record is from RefSeq and is a predicted model, not a curated record. Gene Ontology annotation, molecular function: calcium ion binding. Lineage: Eukaryota; Metazoa; Chordata; Hyperoartia; Petromyzontiformes; Petromyzontidae.
GAGAGAUGUGCACAGAUGUCGAUGAGUGUCUGAAAUUUGGCAGUGCGGCCUGUGGGCCAGGAGCCUACUGUGUCAACACGGUGGGUUCAUACAAUUGCCCGUGUCUUGUGGGAUACAUAGGCAAUGGCACUCACUGCCUGGAUGUGGAUGAGUGUCUGCUCCCCAACAACAACUGCAGUGCCAAUUCAACCUGCGAGAACACGGCAGGCUCCUUCCAAUGCAAUUGUUAUACUGGUUUCCAAAAAACUGGAGAGAAAUGCGUAGAUGUAGAUGAGUGUCAAACAUCUGGCAGUGCGGCCUGUGGGAAUGGAGCCUACUGUGUCAACACGGUGGGUUCAUACAAUUGCCCGUGUCUUGCGGGAUACGCAGGCAAUGGCACUCACUGCCUGGAUGUGGAUGAGUGUUUGUUCCCCAGCAACAACUGCAGUGCCAAUUCAACCUGCGAGAACACGCCAGGCUCCUACCAAUGCAAGUGUGAUGCUGGUUUCCAAAGUAAUGCUACUGUGUGCGAGGACAUCGACGAGUGUGGGAGAGUCCCAGCUGUGUGUGGCUUGGGAACGGUUUGUGAGAACACAGUGGGGUCAUACCGCUGUCCCUGCGCUCCAGGAUAUCAACGCAACACAAGUGAUGGAAAUGCAACAUGCUCACUGGCAACGACAUAUUCAACCACGCCAUGGACUGCUAAUUCAACACAGUCACCACAGACAGCAAGUCCACCAAGAUCAACCACCUCAAACACAACGAGUAAUUCUACAGUAUUCUUCACAUCAGAAGGUGUAUCGGCCGCUACUGCACCAAUAAAUGCAUCAUUCACUGCAAUUACUCAACCUCCACCAUUCUCAACAUCAGCCACCCCGGUAACAAAUAAAACUGAUUCUAUUAAUGCAAACGCUACCGCUGUGGAGACAUCACCAAUAACAGCGCCCUCAGACACAACAGCAGCGAAUACAUCAGCUGUGACUCAACCUCCAUCAUUCUCAACAUCAGCCGCCCCGGUAACAAAUACAACUGAUUCUAUUAAUGCAACCACUACCGCUGUAGAGACAUUACCAAUAACAGCGCCCUCAGACACAACAGCAGCAGAUACAUCAGUUGUGACUAAACCUCCAUCAUUCUCAACAUCAGCCGCCCCGGUAACAAAUACAACUGAUUCUAUUAAUGCGACCGCUACCGCUGUGGAGAUAUCACCAAUAACAGCGCCCUCGGACACAACAGCAGCGAAUACAUCAGCUGUGACUCAACCUCCAUCAUUCUCAACAUCAGCCGCCCCAGUAACAAAUACAACUGAUUAUACUAAUGCAACCGCUACCGCUGUGGAGACAUCACCAAUAACAGCGCCCUCAGACACAACAGCAGCGAAUACAUCAGCUGUGACUCAAGCUCCAUCAUUCUCAACAUCAGCCGCCCCAGUAACAAAUACAACUGAUUAUACUAAUGCAACCGCUACCGCUGUGGAGACAUCACCAAUAACAGCGCCCUCAGACACAACAGCAGCGAAUACAUCAGCUGUGACUCAACCUCCAUCAUUCUCAACAUCAGCCGCCCCGGUAACAAAUACAGCUGAUUCUAUUAAUGCGACCGCUACCGCUGUGGAGAUAUCACCAAUAACAGCGCCCUCGGACACAACAGCAGCGAAUACAUCAGCUGUGACUCAACCUCCAUCAUUCUCAACAUCAGCCGCCCCAGUAACAAAUACAACUGAUUAUACUAAUGCAACCGCUACCGCUGUGGAGACAUCACCAAUAACAGCGCCCUCAGACACAACAGCAGCGGAUACAUCAGCUGUUACUCAACCUCCAUCAAUCCCAACAUCAGCCGCCCUGGUAACAAAUACAACUGAUUCUAUUAAUGCGACCGCUACCGCUGUGGAGAUAUCACCAAUAACAGCGCCCUCAGACACAACAGCAGCGAAUACAUCAGCUGUGACUCAACCUCCAUCAAUCUCAACAUCAGCCACCCCGGUAACACAUAUAACAGAUUCUAUGAAUGCAACCACUACCAUUGUAAACACAUCACCAAUAACAGUGCCCUCAAACACAGCAGCGAAUACAUCAGCUGUGAAGUCGACAACAGCAUCAACAACGAGAGUUGGGACUGAAAGCACAUUAGUGAUGGUGAAUAUGAAUGCAACAAGUCCCGUAGUUCUAACAGCGGCAUCAAACGCAACUUCAAAGACCACCGUGACAUCAGUGAUCACCGCAGCAAUGUCUACAAUCGGACCUAAUGGCACAAACGUGACUCUACCAAUAUUAUUAGGGACAUCAAGCACAACAACCACAGCCACAAUGGCACCAGCGGCUCCCAAUUCCUCAACGGUAGCGUUGACAAGUGCGAGUCUGCUGUUGUCGCCUGCUACAUCGAACACGACAGCAGCAAACACAGCUGUGGGUUCGGCAACAACAUCAACAACUACAUUGCCAACCAAUAGCACAACAGUAACUGCACUUACAAACCAGUCAACAAGCACAGCUGUGACUCAACUGAUAGUGAACUCACCCACCUCAUACACAACAAUAAUAUCAACAGUGUCAUCGUCUACGGCCUCAACCACAAAUGCAACAGUCAAUCCGGCUUCAACAAUUAGUAGCAUUUCAACGGUGACAUCUCCAACGACUUCAUCGACUUCCACCACUGUGUCUAACUCAACCUCGACUGAACAAACUACAACAGACACCACCACUACAGAAUUGACAACUACCACUCCGCAGGCAACACAGGCAACCACAACAAAGGAAGUCACCACCCUAUCAACUUCAACAGCACAAUCCACCACAACUGCACCUACAACAGCCACUUCAGAAUUGACUACUACUCCGCAGGCAACCAUAACAAAGGAAGUCACCACCCUGUCAACUUCAACAGCGCAAUCCACCACAAAUGCACCUACAACAUCCACUACAGAAUUGACAACUACUACUCCGCAGGCAACCACAACAAAGGAAGUCACCCUAUCAACUUCAACAGCACAAUCCACCACAACUGCACCUACAACAGCCACUUCAGAAUUGACAACUACCACUCCGCAGGCAACCACAACAAAGGAAGUCACCACCCUAUCGACUUCAACAGCACAAUCCACCACAACUGCACCUACAACAGCCACUUCAGAAUUGACAACUACCACUCCGCAGGCAACCACAACUAAGGAAGUUACCACCCUAUCGACUUCAGCACAAUCCACCACAACUGCACCUACAACAGCCACUUCAGAAUUGACAACUACAACUCCACAGGCAACUACAACAGAGGAAGUCACCACCAUAUCGACUUCAACAGCACAAUCCACCACAAAUGCACCUACAACAGACACUUCAGAUUUGACAACUACAACUCCACAGGCAACUACAACACAGGAAGUCACCACCCUAUCGACUUCAACAGCACAAUCCACCACAACUACACCUACAACAGCCACUUCAGAAUUGACAACUACCACUCCGCAGGCAACCACAACAAAGGAAGUCACCACCCUAUCAACUUCAACAGCACAAUCCACCACAACUGCACCUACAACAGCCACUUCAGAAUUGACAACUACCACUCCGCAGGCAACCACAACAAGAGAAGACACCACCCUAUCGACUUCAACAGCACAAUCCACCACAACUGGACCUACAACAGCCACUUCAGAAUUGACAACUACCACUCUGCAGGCAACCACAACAAAGGAAGUCACCACUCUAUCAACUUCAACAGCACAAUCCACCACAACUGCAUCUACAACAGCCACUUCAGAAUUGACAACUACCACUCCGCAGGCAACCACAAUAAAGGAAGUCACCCUAUCAACUUCAACAGCACAAUCCACCACAACUGAACCUACAACAGCCACUUCAGAAUUGACAACUACCACUCCGCAGGCAACCACAACAAAGGAAGUCACCACCCUAUCGACUUCAGCACAAUCCACCACAACCGCACCUACAACAGCCACUUCAGAAUUGACAACUACAACUCCACAGGCAACUACAACACAGGAAGUCACCACCAUAUCGACUUCAACAGCACAAUCCACCACAAAUGCACCUACAACAGACACUUCAGAUUUGACAACUACAACUCCACAGGCAACUACAACACAGGAAGUCACCACCCUAUCGACUUCAACAGCACAAUCCACCACAACUACACCUACAACAGCCACUUCACAAUUGACAACUACCACUCCGCAGGCAACCACAACAAAGGAAGUCACCACCCUAUCAACUUCAACAGCACAAUCCACCACAACUGCACCUACAACAGCCACUUCAGAAUUGACAACUACCACUCCGCAGGCAACCACAACUAAGGAAGUCACCACCCUAUCGACUUCAACAGCACAAUCCACCACAACUGCACCUACAACAGCCACUUCAGAAUUGACAACUACCACUCCGCAGGCAACCACAACUAAGGAAGUCACCACCCUAUCGACUUCAACAGCACAAUCCACCACAACUGCACCUACAACAGCCACUUCAGCAUUGACAUCUACAACUCCACAGGCAACUACAACAAAGGAAGUCACCACCCUAUCGACUUCAACAGCACAAUCCACCACAACUGCACCUACAACAGCCACUUCAGAAUUGACAACUACCACUCCGCAGGCAACCACAACUAAGGAAGUCACCACCCUAUCGACUUCAACAACACAAUCCACCACAACUGCACCUACAACAGCCACUUCAGAAUUGACAACUACCACUCCGCAGGAAACCACAACCAAGGAAGUCACCACCCUAUCAACUUCAACAGCACAAUCCACCACAACUGCACCUACAACAGCCACUUCAGAAUUGACAACUACCACUCCGCAGGCAACCACAAUAAAGGAAGUCACCCUAUCAACUUUAACAGCACAAUCCACCACAACUGCACCUACAACAGCCACUUCAGAAUUGACAAAUACCACUCCGCAGGCAACCACAACAAAGGAAGUCACCACCCUAUCGACUUCAACAGCACAAUCCACCACAACUGCACCUACAACAGCCACUUCAGAAUUGACAACUACCACUCCGCAGGCAACCACAACUAAGGAAGUUACCACCCUAUCGACUUCAGCACAAUCCACCACAACUGCACCUACAACAGCCACUUCAGAAUUGACAACUACAACUCCACAGGCAACUACAACACAGGAAGUCACCACCAUAUCGACUUCAACAGCACAAUCCACCACAAAUGCACCUACAACAGACACUUCAGAUUUGACAACUACAACUCCACAGGCAACUACAACACAGGAAGUCACCACCCUAUCGACUUCAACAGCACAAUCCACCACAACUACACCUACAACAGCCACUUCAGAAUUGACAACUACCACUCCGCAGGCAACCACAACAAAGGAAGUCACCACCCUAUCAACUUCAACAGCACAAUCCACCACAACUGCACCUACAACAGCCACUUCAGAAUUGACAACUACCACUCCGCAGGCAACCACAACAAAAGAAGACACCACCCUAUCGACUUCAACAGCACAAUCCACCACAACUGGACCUACAACAGCCACUUCAGAAUUGACAACUACCACUCUGCAGGCAACCACAACAAAGGAAGUCACCACUCUAUCAACUUCAACAGCACAAUCCACCACAACUGCAUCUACAACAGCCACUUCAGAAUUGACAACUACCACUCCGCAGGCAACCACAAUAAAGGAAGUCACCCUAUCAACUUCAACAGCACAAUCCACCACAACUGAACCUACAACAGCCACUUCAGAAUUGACAACUACCACUCCGCAGGCAACCACACCACUUCAGACAAUCAACCACAACUGCAUCUACAACAGCCACUUCAGAAUUGACAACUACCACUACGCAGGCUACCACAACAAAGGAAGUCACCACCCUAUCGACUUCAACAGCACAAUCCACCACAACUGCACCUACAACAGCCACUUCAGAAUUGACAACUACCACUCCGCAGGCAACCACAACAAAGGAAAUCACCACCCUAUCGACUUCAACAGCACAAUCCACCACAACUGCACCUACAACAGCCACUUCAGAAUUGACAUCAACCACUCCGCAGGCAACCACAACAAAGGAAGUCACCACCCUAUCGACUUUAACAGCACCAUCCACCACAACUGCACCUACAACAGCCACUUCAGAAUUGACAUCUACAACUCCACAGGCAACUACAACAAAGGAAGUCACCACCCUAUCGACUUCAACAGCACAAUCCACUACAACUGCACCUACAACAGCCACUUCAGAAUUGACAACUACCACUACGCAGGCAACCACAACAAAGGAAGUCACCACCCUAUCGACUUCAACAGCCCAAUCCACCACAACUGCACCUACAACAGCCACUUCAGAAUUGACAACUACCACUCCGCAGGCAACCACAACAAAGGAAGUCACCACCCUGUCAAAUUCAACAGCACAAUCCACCACAAUUGCACCUACAACAUCCACUUCAGAAUUGACAACUACCACUCCGCAGGAAACCACAACCAAGGAAGUCACCACCCUAUCAACUUCAACAGGACAAUCCACCACAACUGCAUCUACAACAGCCACUUUAGAAUUGACAACUACCACUCCGCAGGCAACCACAACAAAGGAAGUCACCACCCUAUCGACUUCAACAGCCCAAUCCACCACAACUGCACCUACAACAGCCACUUCAGAAUUGACAACUACCACUCCGCAGGCAACCACAACAAAGGAAGUCACCACCCUAUCGACGUCAACAGAACAAUCCACCACAACUGCACCUACAACAGCCACUACAGGAUUUACAUCAACCACUCCGCAGGCAACCACAACAAAGGAAGUCACCACCCUAUCGACUUCAACAGCCCAAUCCACCACAACUGCACCUACAACAGCCACUUCAGAAUUGACAACUACAACUCCACAGGCAACUACAACAAAGGAAGUCACCACCCUAUCAACUUCAACAGCACAAUCCACCACAACUGCACCUACAACAGCCACUUCAGAAUUGACAACUACCACUCGGCAAGCAACCACAACAAAGGAAGUCACCACCCUAUCAACUUUAACGACACAAUACACCACAACUGCACCUACAACAGCCACUUCAGAAUUGACAACUACCACUCCGCAGGAAACCACAACAAAGGAAGUCACCACCCUAUCGACUUCAACAGAACAAUCUACCAUAAUCACAGAAGCAAUCACCCAAGCCCCUACCACAACUUCACAAUCCACCACAAAUACGCCAGCAACAACGGAGACAACCACCGUACAUUUGAGAACAACCACACCGCAGACAACCACUCCAACCACAACACUGCAAACUACCACCCAAUCAACUUCACAAACAACCACAAAUACACCGACAACAGACACAACCACCGUACAUUUGACAACAACCACACCGCAGACAACCACAACACAUCAAGCCACCACACUAUCGACUUCAACAGAACAAUCUACCAGAAUCACAGAAGCAAUCACCCAAGCCCCUGCCACAACUUCACAAUCCACCACAAAUACGCCAGCAACAACGGAGACAACCACCGUACAUUUGAGAACAACCACACCGCAGACAACCACUCCAACCACAACACUGCAAACUACCACCCAAUCAACUUCACAAACAACCACAAAUACACCGACAACAGACACAACCACCGUACAUUUGACAACAACCACACCGCAGACAACCACAACACAUCAAGCCACCACACUAUCGACUUCAACAGAACAAUCUACCAGAAUCACAGAAGCAAUCACCCAAGCCCCUACCACAACUUCACAAUCUACCACAAAUACACCGACAACAACAGAGACAACCACUGUAAAAUUAACAACAACCACACCGCAAACUACCACGCCAACCACAACAAAAGAAGAUACCACCCAAUCAACUUCACAAUCCACCACAAAUACACUGACAACAACAGAGACAACCACUGUAAAAUUGACAACAACCACACUGCAGACAACCACACCAACCACAACAUUGCAAACUACCACCCAAUCAACUUCACAAACAACCACAAAUACACCGACAACAGAGACAACCACUGUAAAUUUGACAACAACUACACAGCAAACUACCACGCCAACCACAACAAAAGAAACUACCACCCAGUCAACUUCACAAUCCACCACAAAUGCACCGACAACAGAGACAACCACUGUAAAUUUGACAACAACCACACCGCAGACAACCACACCAACCACAACAAAAGAAACUACCACCCAAUCAAUUUCACAAUCCACCACAAAUACACCGACAACAGAGACAACCACUGUAAAUUUGACAACAACCACACCGCAAACUUCCACGCCAACCACAACAAAAGAAACUACCACCCAAUCAACUUCACAAUCCACCACACAUCCACCGACAACAGAGACAACCACUGUAAAUUUGACAACAACCACACCGCAGACAACCACACCAACCACAAAAGAAACUACCACCCAAUCAACUUCACAAUCCACCACAAAUACACCGACAACAAUCACAACAGCAUCUUCAACCACAACAUCUCUCCCCACCACACUUGCAUCACCAACAACAUUGACAACAAUCACAACAGCAUCACCAUCAACCACAACAAAAUCUCCAACCACAAUAGUGUCACAAACAACAUAUACCCCAACUACAACAUCUUCAACAACAACAUCUUCAACAUCGCAAAUCACAACAGCAUCGCCAUCUACAACAUCUCCAGUACCAGGUUUGCCAAGAAAUCUAACUCUUGCCAGUGGAGGAGUAACAAACACAUCUCUGCAAGUCAUUUGGCUGAGUGCUCUGGGAGAUGUUGAACGAUACACAGCAUUAAUCUCUCCUGGAGAUUCACCCUCCAUUGCUGUUAGCCCGAAUGGUUCACUCAAUGCCAAGUUUGCUGGGCUGAGACCCGGAGUCCUAUACAUCAUCACUGUG